UCUCCAAAGCCGUGGCCGGCUCAAGCAAGGUGCUGCUGGUCUGUGAGGGGCUGGACACAGUGACGUCAGUCGUGGUCAACGGAAAGUCCGUGGGCAGUGCAGACAACAUGUUCGUCCGCUACACCUAUGACGUCACUGGCAUCGUCACGGAAGGCGAGAACCGUAUAGUUGUGGGUUUCCACUCGGCCGUGCGUGAGGCAGCCACGCGUGCCCAGCGGUCAAGCUACGUGAUCCCGCCCAACUGCCCACCCCAGGUACAGAACGGACAGUGCCACGUGAACCAGAUGAGAAAGGAGCAGUGUAGCUUUAGCUGGGAUUGGGGGCCGUCCUUUCCGACACAGGGGAUCUGGCCAGAGAUGUACUCCUGUGGUGGCCCAACGGCUAUGGUCACCAGAACCUGUACCUAACGAACGUGACCUUCACCUCUGGCUCUGACGUGUCCAGCCGCGAGGUCAAGGUCGGCUUCCGGACUGUGGAGCUUAUACAGGACCCCGUGUCCUCAGACACUAGCAAAGGCUUGAGCUUCUACUUCCGCAUCAACGGUCUCCCGGUGUUCUUGAAAGGCUCCAACUGGAUUCCCGCCGACAGCUUCCAAGACCGCAUCACUAGAGACAAGCUGAGCUUUCUGCUACGGUCUACGGCGGCCGUGGGCAUCAACUCUAUGAGGGUGUGGGGCGGAGGGUUCACUACUACGACUACGCAGCCGACCAGUGGGAUCCGACAGUGUUCCGAAUCCCGCGCAUGGCUUCCGAGUACGGCAUCCAGGCCUGGUGCAACAACGAGAGUCUGUCCGGCGUGUUUGCUCCAGGCGACUUCGCCAUGGACGCUCCAAUGGUCAGUCACAGGCAGCACCAUGGCCACGGCAACAUUGAGAUGGCAGCUGAAGUAGGGAUGCACAUGGACAUGUCCAGCUCCAAAGACCCUGCCGUCAAAUUUGCCGACUUCACCUAUCUCACGCAGAUCAACCAGGCCAUGUCCAUGCGCACACAGACGGAGCACUACCGGCGCUUCCAGUCGCGUCUGCUCUACGACGGCCGCGGACUCACCAUGGGCGCCCUCUACUGGCAGCUGAACGACAUCUGGCAGGCGCCCACGUGGGCCUCCAUUGACUACGAGGGACGCUGGAAAAUGUUACAUUACUACGCCCGGCACUUCUUCCAACCCACGCUGGUGUCUCCCUACCUGCGCACCACAGCGAGCCUGGAUGUCUACAUGGUCGUGGAUCAAAUCCCCACUGUGGAACGACGGGACGAAAAUAAAGGUGAGCUGAGGUUUGAACCCAUGACGGACGUGGAGGACCUCCGGAGGAGCAGUAUACCCCCACAAGACGUCGCCAGCACCCAGGCAGCUGUGGACAGAGCAACGACCGGUCGUCUGACCCUCACCAUGUACACCUACGCCAGUUUCUCUCCCCUCAAGUCCUGGACUGUUGACUACUCCAUGAACACCACGGCAGAAUCAGUGUACACGGCUAGCGUGAGUCAGCUGUUGAGUGAGGCUAAUUGUAUGUCCAGGGAGAACUGCUUCCUUCAUUUCUCCACCACAGACAAAAGUAACGCCGUCACCUCCACCUCCUGGCUCUUUCUCUCCUACCCCAAGGACGCACACUUGGCCCCGGCUCAUAUAAAGGUGUCCGCUGUCAGGACUAUCUCCCCGCGGGUUUUUGAAGUGGACUUUUCCUCUGAUGCCGUGGCUCUGUUCGUCUGGCUGUCGGUCGGCGACAUCCCUGGAUGGUUCUCAGAUAACGGCUUCCUCCUGCACACCCCGACCACGACGGUCCAGUUCUAUGCAGACACUGACGUGACCGCUGCCAAACUGCAGGCGACACUCAGAGUGAAAAGUUUGUCCGAUAUCUAG
Aplysia californica (California sea hare) is the source of this 1857-nucleotide messenger RNA. RefSeq names its product beta-mannosidase. The record is from RefSeq and is a predicted model, not a curated record. Gene Ontology annotation, molecular function: beta-mannosidase activity. Gene Ontology annotation, biological process: carbohydrate metabolic process; glycoprotein catabolic process. Lineage: Eukaryota; Metazoa; Mollusca; Gastropoda; Aplysiida; Aplysiidae.